Messenger RNA from Python bivittatus (Burmese python), 5705 nucleotides. Lineage: Eukaryota; Metazoa; Chordata; Lepidosauria; Squamata; Pythonidae. The record is from RefSeq and is a predicted model, not a curated record.
CGAAGGGGUCUUCUUGUUGCCUGUUUAUGUCAUGACCUGGAUCACAGGGGUUACAGCAAUAGCUAUCUUCAGAAAUUUGAUCAUCCACUGGCAGCUCUUUAUUCCACCUCAACCAUGGAACAGCACCAUUUUUCACAGACAGUAUCUAUACUGCAGCUGGAAGGCCACAAUAUUUUCUCUAAUUUGAACUCCAGUGAGUAUGAACAGGUCUUGGAAAUUAUCCGCAAAGCCAUUAUUGCUACAGACCUUGCUCUGUACUUUGGAAACCGAAAACAGCUGGAAGAGCUGCAACAGACAAGAUCACUGAAUCUUAAAAACCAAGCACAUAGGGAUCGCGUGAUUGGCUUGAUGAUGACAGCUUGUGACUUAUGUUCUGUGACAAAAUUAUGGCAUGUUACCAGGCUGACAGCCAGUGAUAUAUACGCAGAGUUUUGGGCUGAGGGCGAUGAAAUGAAGAAGUUAGGUAUUCAGCCUAUACCUAUGAUGGACAGAGAUAAGAAAGAUGAAGUUCCUCAAGGCCAGAUUGGGUUCUAUAAUGCGGUAGCCUUGCCAUGCUACACUACACUCACACAGAUCCUCCCUCCCACAGGACCACUACUUCGAGCAUGCAGGGAAAAUCUCAAACAAUGGGAAAAAGUGAUACGAGGGGAAGAAGCUUAUGGAUGGAUACCCUCCCAGUCCAGUAGUUCUGAACCAGACUCUAUUCCUGUGAAGAUUGAUGACUGAUCCACAUUUAUUUAAGGCUCCCACACUAUUUUUAGCCCUUUAAAAGGAUAAAUCCUGCAAAUACAAACUGGAAAGUCUGAAUGCAAAUUUCUUUUCCUUGGUGAUACAGUGUGAACACAAGGUUGAGUGAUAAUUCAACUAUCAAAGCAAAAGUUGGCUUGUAAAUAUAAGAGACUGGCUUUUUUAUAGGCUAUUUUGCUAAGGCCUUAAUUUCAAAAUGAUUGGACUGGGAGGGCUAACCUAGAGUUGCUUUUAAAUUGUGUCUUUGUGGUAAGGAGGUUUCACUGGUACUUUUACUUACUAUUACACAAUACUGUGAUUGGCUUUAAUACCAGGCUCACCUGGGGAAGUCUAGACUACAAAUAGGACAUUUCCACACUGAUAUGGUAAAUGUUUUUGUUUGAUCUUUGAGUUCCAGAAGAAAAUCUCUGGGGCAGAAACUAUCACUGAGUUUACAGUACUUGAAUUUAUCUUGCUGCAAAUGGGAGGCUUAACUUCCAGAUACUAGACUCCAAAAGUUAUUUGAUUAGCAUCACAAAGCAACUACUUUAUUGCACACAUUAGACAUUGGGAAGACUAUAUCAGUGUUUCUUUAGUGAUUUUAUAAUUUAGGGAAAGUGUCCAUUUCUACACUGGAAAUAGUAGAAUAUUUACUUCUGGUUGUAAGUAUCCUAUCAGGUACCUGAAGACAUUCUUUUCAACCCUAGUAACAGUAAUGGGUUGAAUUUCAAAUGUGGUAGCAGAAAUCUGUCAGGAAAAGCCAGUCAUUUUUUAAACAAAUAUUAAAGAUGGAUGCCUCCAAAUCCCAGCUAGUUUACAAAAAAUAGGACCUUCCAGACAUAGUCAUAAUCUCUAGAAGUCAUAAUGGUACUUACAUGUUCUUAGUAGUUUCUGUGUUGCUCACUAGUACUGGGUGGGUUCUGCCUCUCCCUUUGAAUCUCCAUUUACCAGAUAACCUUUAAAAAAUUGUCUAGUCUUGUAAACUGUUGCCUGUGGAACAAGAAAGCUGAUUUGUAAACCAUUGCACUUACAUACUGUGAAUGAAGUCUGUAUUGAUUUUGGUCCCAAUUCUGCACAUAAUUGCAUUAUAUAUUUCCGUAUGUGUUAGGCUGUACACACUUUGAAAAUGUGAGAAGGAAGGAAGGAAAGUUUUAUACCUUAAAUGAGCACAGCACCUCUGGUAUUCAUUUAAAUAGUCUUUCUUUUUCAGGUUUCCAUGUGAGUCUGAAAAAAGUUGUGGCUGCUUUAAAAGUUGCGUUAAGUUUAAGAAAUUGGCUCCUUAAAGGGGCAAUGUCUUUUUUCCCCCAGGCUCACACAAAACCCUGAAAAAAGUUAAGUUGCUUUAAUGGACACCCAAAAGAAGCUGUGCUCCUGUGAGGUCCAAAAAGCUUCUUCCAAAUCACUUUUGAAGCAUGUACAGUCCUAAUGUCUAUACCUCUUUGCAGAACUGAAUUUUACACCUAGUAGAAAUAUGUUAACCUUAAUCUAGUUUUAGAUGAUGUAUUGAUAAGCCAUGAGGUUUAAUCCUAGCAUCACUGACCUCAGUGUGAACACUUCUGUUGACUUGAAUGGAAAUCUUUUUUCUCUCUCUUUCUCUUUCUCUCUCAGUAGGAGAGCCUUCCUUCUGGACUAGGCUUCAUUCAUAUACUUGAUACAGCAUUUAAAUGAGUCUAUCAUAUGGGCCUCUUCUGCAAAAUCUGUAUAUACAAUGCAUAUACAUCACCAUUAUAUACCCCAUUCCGACAUUAUGUUCAAGAUGCAGACAUGUGCUGGAACCAUGAGCUGUCAUGCACCAUGCAACAGUGCUCCAAACAUAACUAUCAAAUGCUGAGAGAGUCAAAUGAAGAAAGUAUUGGAAAGCAAAUAGCUAACUUUAUAAACUGAGAUAUGGAUCCUAAAAUGGAUUCUGGACAAAUAAUUCUUUGUUGCUUUUCCUGCUUUUCAUGCAUAAGAUUACCAUGGCUACCUCUCUGGAAUAUAAUUGUAUUUUAGCUGGUUAAUUAUGAAUGAUAUUAUACAAGUUAUACUGUGCCAGUCCAAUGUCAUUUUAAUUAAUUAUUUUAUUGGUCAGGACCCAAAGAAUUUUGGUGUAGGUUACAAUUGAGCACAUACAAUAGAGAAGGGGAAACCUAUAUCCUUCCAGAUCGUGCUGAACAACAGCUCCUGGCUGACUAGUUGCUCAUGGUGAUGAAUGAUGAGAGUAAUGGUUUAGUAGCAUCUGGGGAAUGCUUAUUUCCAUUCCUGGAAUAUCGUUAUUCAUAAAUGUGCACUAUCUGGUUAGAAAUACAAUUGCACAAAUAUACUAGAGCUUUUGCUAUAUGUCUGAUCUGGCAGGUAUUUGAAAGAUGUAGCUUCUUGAAAACAUGCCUUCUCUGGCCUAAUCUUCAUGGUAUUCAGCUUACUCAUGUUCAUUGUUGUGUAGAUAUUACUGUAUGGCACAACCAAGGAAGUAUUAACGAAAGCAUACACCAAAUAUGAAUGAAUUUGGUUCAUCUGAAUAACUCUGUGUAUGAACACAUAAUUCACACACACAAUAUGCAGGAUAUGUGUGUAUAUGUGUAUCAUAACACAACAUAAAAAGUAGCUAGUAGAAAAGCGUUAAGGAAAAGUUUUUAAAGAAUAGCUGACUUGGGGAUGCUGGUUUGUAAUAUGAUAGAUUGGUCUGAUUUAUUCAGUGUACUGUCCUCUAGAUAUCCUAGAAGUUAUAUAGCAUGUAUAGUCACUAUUCCCAGUCAUUGCACAAGUGACUAUAUUUUAAUAGUUAUGAAAAAUGGCUGGCCAGACAUCAGAUUGCCCUUAAACAAUCAGCAGGGGUUCUUUAAAAAUAUUUGUUAUUCAGAAUGUGAACUAGCUUUAAUUUAUGACAUUGAUUAUAUCUAGCCCCUGUUAACCCCCUUUAGAUAUUUUCCAAACUUAACCAUCAAUGCUGUGAUCCAGGGUCAGUUCAUAGGACCAUAGGAUUGUAGCUUCAAUUACCUUUAAUAUUUGUUUAUUGCUCCACCUCAGUCUGCUUCAUCAGAGUUGAAAUAUAAAAGUAUGUCAAAAAUAUAAUACUGCCAGGAAUAAGUUUAUGAAUGUAUUACAUAUCUAGUGAAGUACGUAGAUCACUUUUUCUCCUGGACUUGGUUAUAUGAAAAUACAUUUGUUGUCCCAAGCCAUUUUCUGAGUUCAAAUUACAAUUUAAGAUACUUGUACAUCUUUAUUUGUUUAAUUAUCUGGAUCAUUUCAGGUAAAUGAAUGCUACAAGCUGGCAGUAAUUUAUAGGAGAAAUAUAAAAAUGUAAGUUACAAAUAUUAAUGUCUGUGUUGAAGAACAAAACAAAAUAAAUUAUUUUCUCCUGUAGAAUCUUGCACUAACCAAGCUUUGGUAGAUGUGAGAAUAAUACAUUUAAUUUCUUUUAAAAUACCAUCACAAUAUUCUUGGUAAUGAAAUUGCUUCUUUUUUCUUUCUCUGGUCUCUAGAUCAGAUCUUCUUAUAGGUUGAUACUUUCAGUAUGAAUAUAGAGAAAAUCUGUUGAACUUCUACUUUUACAUUUCUUUUAUAGAAUGAGAAAAGUUUUCUGAGAAACUACUCAUGUAUUAUUUGUCCUUAAGAUCCCAUACACAGAUUGGGAGUAGUUGUCCAACUUGUACCCUUUCCCACUCCUUGGUCAUUGUUAGAAAUAAACACCAAGACUAGUGCAAUCUUACAAGAGUUCAUCUUGAGUGGAUUUCCAAAGGUUGAGUAAAAUGUGAUAAGGUUCUAAAUAACAUAUCCAUAUUGGGCAUUUAUUUCACUGCUGCGUAUCUUGAAAUUUGCAUUAUCAAGGGUAUAGCAGCUUAAAGUAGAUCACAGAAACACUUUUGACUAUGGUACCUUUAUAUUUAUAAAGCAUUGUAAUAUGCAUAAUAUAUCAAAUAUUGCUUGGUGGAAAUUGCACUGGUGUAAUUAAGUAACUUUUAAAUGGGCAGCAAUAUUUUGUUGUAAUUAUGGUCUAGGUUGUACUCUGUAGAACUGCUAGAAGAGUACACUAGCAUAAUUUUUAAAUAAGGGAUGUAAAAUAUACAAAUCAGUUGACACAAGGCAUGCAGUGUGGAGCUCAGGGGAACAAUGAUUCUACAUAGAUUACAUAACCAGAAAUAUUUCUCUUUUCUGGGUAGUAUUAGCAUGUAUGAGUCAUUUGUUCAGCCAGUGCUGAAACUAUAAAUAAUAUGUAUGGCAUUUUCUUUUGAAAAAAUGCAGCAGGCCUGCAACAAAUCAUGCAGUUCUGAUCAUCCCGCAGAAAUUUGAAAUUAUGAUGUAAUUCCCAUGUUGUGUCAUAUGUAUCAGAUGAAUGUAUUUGUUCAAAGGACACAAAUUUCCCUUAACUGUUACUUAGAAUUUUGCAUUAUAAUUUGAUAGUCCAAUCUGACACACACACAUCACAAUAAUUUUCUUUUAAACGUUAUGCUUGCUGACCAAAAACUGUGCUCAGUUAUAAUAUGAGGGUAUACUCAGUGCAUGCAUUCAAAACAUUCAUAAUUAAUGUGUUGUAAAUUUGAUCCAUGUAUACCCAAGUUGUACUGGGAACAUACAACUUCAAGGCAACAAUAUCCACUAUAUCCAAGGAGUUGAGGAAAAGUGUGUGCGUGUGUGUGUGUGUGUGUGAAUGAUUGCUGAGAAAUCUCUUUGUAAAAAGAAAUACUCAAGUGCAAUAAUUUUAAGAGGUCUUAACUUUGCAUUUAUAAAUUAUAAAUAAUGUACCUGGUAUGUAUUUUUUCAUGUAUUCAUUUGCAGUCUUUGUAUUUUAAACAAACCCAAAUCUUUAUUAUGUUUAUAUAAUAGAGCAUACAACCAUUUAUUAUGAUCUAAGUAAACUGUAAAUAAAUUUGCAAAAAAAACCCAACAGUCAGGAUAUAUGCAUAUCUGGGGGUCCUAUUGUGAAAUUUAUUUCUGCUUUAACAGCUGGCUGUGGUGCAGCAAGGUAUCUUCUGUGGAUAUGUAAUUAUAAAUAUAUGUAC